Molecule: messenger RNA, 4925 nt
Organism: Paramuricea clavata
Lineage: Eukaryota; Metazoa; Cnidaria; Anthozoa; Malacalcyonacea; Plexauridae
Source: the annotation of a GenBank genome assembly
GAUGGGCACUGGGCACGGCUUGGGCACGGGAAGGGUGUGACUACCCGACCGGAAAUAAAUCCCUUCACGUUGCUUCGCCCACCAUUUUGGAUUCCAACUGUUGUUUUGUUGUUUAUAGAUUGCAUCAGAUUUUAGCGCGUAAAACACAGCGAUUUGUUUUCUCUUUAAGGUGAGUGGGGAAUUAACAACUAUUUUGAAGGAAUUUAGCAUAGAAAAACAUCGAAAUAGCACCCAGCCGUGUGGUGGCAAUCGCUUCGAAUUUCACUCUUGUAAAAGUACUACAACCUAGCUUGGCGUUCAGUGACACGUGUUAUUUCGCGUGUUUUGCUUCUAUUUGUGGGGAAUCUGUGUUGUUGUAAUCGUUCAUUUGACUUAGUACAAGAUCUACCAGUUAUAUAAUUUGUAAGAUUGUAGUAAAACACAUCUUAAUCGCGUAUAUUUGAGCGCGUUUAUUACUCGGCAAAGGUCCAAAUAUUUAUAAUGCAUAUCCUUCCAUUUCUCACUUGUUGUUACGGUACAAUGCUUUGUUGUUGAUGAGCCAACGUACGAUCGCAAAUAUUCGUGCAUCGUUUUGUAGCUUUAACAGAGAAAAGCAUUUCAAUAUUGCUGUUCUAAGUGGCAUAUGGAUAUGGGGAAUAGUAAUACACAAUGUUAUUGUUAUAUAUGUUUAUAACUUUAUAACAAGGGGCAUAGUACUGUUUGUGUUCAGUAUUUUGCACAAAAAUCUAGAUUGAUUGAGAGCAAUUAAAAUUAUACAAACAACCAAAAAAUGAAUAGGAUGUUCGUUUGUAAAAUCAUGCCUUCUGAAGUUUGGAAGUUUGCCUGGUUUCGACAAUUGGAUUAUAUAUAAUGCCAAGAAACCAUUAUACGUUGCUUUCCAUAUCACAGCUGAACAUUUCUGUUGAAUAGUUCAUAUUCCACAACAAAAUGGAGCUAUAAAAUACUCGCGUGCGAUCUCGCCUAUACUUUUGCAUUCCUUCUGUUAAUUUGAUACAUUUUGGAAUGUUCUUUUCGUCUUUCAACAUUAAACUACGAUCUCGCAUUAAUUUUGGCGACUUUUUAGAACGUUUUAGCAACAUUUUUGAAUGCGCUUUUGUGACACGUUUUUGCUACAUUGAAAGAACGUAUGGAACACUUUCGAACAUUAACAAUUCCUUCAAGUGAAACGACCAACAACGCAAUUAUUUAAUUCUUAAGCCGUGUUUGAAACUGUGCUUUAUCAAACGUAGGGCAGGUGUUGGAAACAUCUGUUCAUGCGGACUUUCAUUUGUUAUUAUAUUUGGCCAUGAGCUUAGUGCGCGUGCGCCAGAUCAUAAGCGGAAAUAGCGUGCACGACGCGUUCGAAGCAGAUCAAAGUCCGUAACUAGCAUCUUGUGUGAUGUUCUCUCUUCACGCGCUAUUCACAUGUACUUCGUGCACGCUGAUUGGUCGAGCGUUUAAAUUAUCGCUUCUGAUUGGCCAGACCUCCAUACCCGCCCACCGAAUGCAUGAUCUGAAAGAUGGCAAAACGUGAUCAAAACAAUGAUUCGUGUUAUUUUUGCUCGCCUUGUCAAAUUUUGUAUAUUUCGUCGUCUAAGCUCAUUGACAAUGGACGCUCUGCCUCUCUCUCCGCCUUCGACCCCUACUCCCUCAAAUCGGGAUAGCGAAGUAAGUAAAACGAACAUUUGAAGCAAAGUUUUGAUAAUUUCUGUCUAAUAGAGACGAAAUACUGUGUGUUCCACUGUCAGAUAUAGAAUUUUGUAUACCCUAAAAUGAACGAUGCGUGUUGCGUUUAUAUAUAUGUACUAACAAACGCUAUUUCCUCGCAACAGAAUGAAACUGUAACCGAACAAGAAGAAAGUAAAGUCCAAGCGAAAACCGAUAGAGAUAUUACUGCUGUUCAAUCGUUGCUAGCAAUGAGCCAGUGGUCACCUCCGAGUCCCGAGCAUUCCAUAUUGGCAACGAACGAUCCUCUAUUUUCCCUGCUAGAUCCGAUUCACCCGAAUAAUAUUCAACUUAGCCCUGACAAGGUACGAAUGCUUUUAUCCUUUAGUCGUAUUUUUCUGAUAAAUUGCCAAAUCUGAGUUUAUAAACACUGUAUAAAUCGCAUUAAUACGUUUAGAGGUAUGUUCCCCUCUAUAAAAUCUCGCUUCCGUUUCUUGCCCGUGUAAUUUACAAGAUAAAUAUGUAAAUUUAAAAAAAAAGUAUUCGCAUUUUUAUUACUUGGUUUCAGCUAUUUUGAAACUAUGAAACUUGAGUUCAUUAUCUAUAUUUUUAAUAAUAGGUUGAUAUAUCGACACCUCUCCUAAGUCAAAAUGUUAUGACGAAUCCAGUCGGUGUAUUCGGAUUGCCUACCCAAAGUUUGGUGGAUUUUAGCAAGCUUUUGGCAGGAAAUCGUCUGACUUUACCUAAUACUGGAAACCAAGGCCCUAUCAUGAUAAUAUGUCCCAUCGCAGUGCCAACAAGCAGCGCGAGUACCGCCACGCCGACGAUUUCAACAAACAUUGGGGAACGAAAUAUCGCACCUACAUUCGCUGAAAACAGCCCACAAAAAGCCCCGACAGAGAGUAAUGCGAACAGAAAACGAAACUAUGUGUGCACGUACGAAAACUGCGAGAAAACAUACUUCAAAAGUUCACAUUUGAAGGCCCAUCUUCGAACUCACACAGGUAAAUUAAUAUUCUGAAAUUGACAAUGUUCUCGAUCCUUAAUUCCUGAAAUUGACAAUGUUCAUUUUCGAAAUUAACAUUUUGUUACACACUCUUCUAGUUUGGAUUGAAAAACUAUUGAAUGCGUGAUAUAUUUUUCAUGGAAAAUAGCAUAUUUGAAGCGGCGACGGAUUAUAAAUGAUUGCGAGGCGAAGAUUUUCGCAUUCUUCAGACUUUCCCAUUGUCUGCUAUUAAUAAAUUUCAAUUUCAUAUUCUUUUAACACCGAAAUUUGCGGUAAACGGUUUAAACCUAUACAUACGACACCUCUUAUAUGUUUUCCAAGGUUUUUGUAAGGUUUUUCUUGUCUUUUUGCAAAUUUUUAGCUCGUUUUUUUACGAUUUUUCUUUUCAAGUCUCUAACUUUCACGCCUGACACACGCCCCUGUCGUUCCUUUUCACGUGUGCAUGUAGUGUUGAUAUCGUCACGCACCUUGACCUCCACAUUGAACCUUGUACUCUGUUAUAAAAGAGGUGUUUAUUUAUAAAAUUACUAUAGUAUUUAUAAUCCAUCCUACGCGCGUAAAACUACUUAAUUAAGUAAUUUUUCUUCCUGUUUGAAUCGAAAUCUGAUUCAGUAGGAACUGUUUUUGUUCCUAAUUGGCCUUGGCAUUGUCAAACGCGUGCCCUGGCGCAUUGAUUUUUUAUGUCAAAUUUGGAUUAAUAUUCUCACAUGCAAUCUUUGUCUUGUGAUUUACAUAACCUUCAUUAUGUAUUCAGUAUUGUUCCACAUAUUUUUUCGACAUAUCUAAUAAAUAACUCUUGAAGGUUCUUGAACUAUGCAGUUAAUAUGCCUAAAUUUAGUCCUAUUUUUGAGAAAAGUCUACUUGACCCAAGCAAGUGAUGCUCAUGUGAUGCGAAUUACGCGCAUACCCAACUUUGCUCUCCCAUCAUGUGACUUUAAAAUUUUAAAUAAGAUUAGCAAGUUUUUUCACGUUAGAAUUUAUUGAAAUGUUUUGAUGAAUCUUAUCCUUAUGAAUCUUAUCCUUAUGAAUCUUAUCCUUAUUUAGGUGAAAAACCCUUUGUUUGCAAUUGGGAGUCUUGCGAUCGAAAAUUUGCCAGAUCGGACGAGCUUACGCGUCAUCGAAGAACGCACACAGGUGAAAAGAAAUUUGAAUGUCCGUUGUGCCGAAGACGUUUCAUGCGAUCAGAUCAUCUGACAAAACAUGCACGACGUCAUCUUACGGCAAAAAAACUUCCUGGUUGGCAAGUCGAGAUGAACAAACUUAACCAAGUUGCGGCAGCUUCAAUGCAGUUGCCUAGCAACCUUCCUCGGAAUGACGAUUGCACAUUACAGCCAAUCUUGCCACCAGUGUGCCCACCGAUGUUUUCCAUUCCGUCUCCGACGUCAUCUUUGGAUAACAUAAUGAUGAACUCGUCCGAAUUAGGAGGACUUUCACCUUCAUCGUCUGUGCCUUUGAGUACUCUCUCGGCUACCGCUUAAUAUGAGAGACAUACAAAGGUGUUCUGAAAAGCAGUAUUUCCUUGUACUGUUCAUGUAGCUUGUAUUCUCCAAGCAUUUGUGCAUCAAGGUUCUAAUGUAUGGUCAAAUGCAGUGGCUUGUAGAAAAUGUCAAUUUGCUUAUAAAACUAUAGUUUGUAAACUGUUGACAGUUUUUAAAAAUGUGUAUUUAUAUUUUAAUACUGUUGCCUAAUGCUGGUUUUGGGUUUUGAACUUUUCAUGUACCAAAUUUAUGCAUGAGUCAAUUCAUGAGUGAUCUAGAUGAGUGUCAUCCCCUUGUGAACAAACUUGCGUAUUUGCAUUGGCGAUGGUCUUUAUGACUCACUCGUUGAAUUGACUCGGGCAUAACAAAUGCAUUGAUUUGUGUUUUGACACAUGAAAAGUUUGAUUUGUCCAAAACGGUUGAACUAUUUUAGAGUUAUUUAGUGGAGCGGUGAUAUUUGAAUAGAUUUAUUUUAAACGUAAGCUCAAAGCUGGUGUAUUGGAAUAUAUUUGUAGUGGUAUUUAGACUAAUAUUAUAUUGCAGUUAUGAGGUAUAUAUUGUAUAUCUAUAAAAGUUACUGAUACUGAGUCUUGUAUAGUAUAAUUAUAUAUUGAUGUUCAAAUAGUGAGUUGGUGAGACAUCUAUUACAUGUAAAGGGGCCCUCUACAAAUACAUUUCUUCCUGUGACUGGGGAGUUAUUUUGCAAUUGGUAAAGGGGUAGAAAAAAUUUGCAACCACACCCCUCCCCCUUCUAUUUCCCUCCAACCUCCCCCCGGCCAAUCUCGUACGAGAUUGCC